ACGCGUCGACGCGACAUGCAGUCCAUCGAGCAAAAAGAACGCGUCGGACGAGAACGUAAUGCCCAAAUCAAACGUCAGAUCGAAGAACUGCAAGCUCAACUUGGAAAUGCUGCGGAGGAAGACGAAACAGAAGCAGGCCCAUCAUCACCCAAACGACGGAAAGUGGAGGGCACAGUGCUAGCGCCGAACACCCCGUCUCCAAGGAAGAAUCACGUCCUACGGCCGGCCAAAGCAACUGCAAGCAGCUCGUCGCGAGAUUCCGUUGUCAACUUUCCUAUUCAAAAGUUGGAGUUCGUGAAACCUGCACCCUCCGACUUCCUCAGAAAACUUGGAAAGAGUGCAGUGUCCACACACAAUGACGUGGAAAUCGACCCGUUCGUGCGCUCUACCGCAUUCACCGAUGCCCCCGCAACUGCACGGGAUGAAAGGCUGGCAUUGGUAGACAACAUCCCACUAGGGCCAAUAGAUCAUCAGGCGCCGUUCGACGAUCCUCAUUUCCUGCGAAUUGAACCAAAUUCCGGGAUCGCAUUCUCGUCGAGGAUCGUUUCGCAUGACGACCUUCAAGACCAUCUACGCGCGCGACACUUCCUGGCUCCGUCUCAACUCUACUCUGUGGCACGCCUGACCCAGGAUAAGCAGGGGUACGACGUCCCAGUCGAAGCAGACUGGGUGACCAUUGCCGUUGUUGCCGAGCGUGGGCCUUACAAGCUUAGUCGGGCGCCCGUAGCCAUCACAUCUGACGAAGGGG
Molecule: messenger RNA, 748 nt
Organism: Mycena citricolor
Lineage: Eukaryota; Fungi; Basidiomycota; Agaricomycetes; Agaricales; Mycenaceae
Source: the annotation of a GenBank genome assembly